Prorocentrum cordatum is the source of this 363-nucleotide messenger RNA. The record is from the annotation of a GenBank genome assembly. NCBI's taxonomy places the organism in Eukaryota, Dinophyceae, Prorocentrales, Prorocentraceae.
AUGGUCUGCAAGAUGGGCAUGACCACUGGAGCAAUGGCGAUGGCCAACGAGCUCCGAGCUUUCGGUGUUGCGGCCAACACUCUCUGGCCAGCAACGGCCAUUGCCACCUCCGCCGUGAACCAUUUAGCAGGGAACGAUCCCAAGAUCAUUGACGAAAUGUACAUGGCGAGUGGCCGCACGCCCGAGAUUCAAGCGGACGCUGCCUACGCCAUGUUCACGAGCAAGAGCUCAGGCUUCAGUGGAAAUCAGUGCAUCGACGAGGACGUUGUGGUUCGAGCAGGCUGCAAAGAUCUCAGCACUUACGACUACUCCCGCUCGGGCGCUACGCGUGAAGACAGACUAAGGAACAUCAUCCGCUUGUAA